Ochlerotatus camptorhynchus is the source of this 1919-nucleotide messenger RNA. RefSeq lists its product as uncharacterized. The record is from RefSeq and is a predicted model, not a curated record. Gene Ontology annotation, cellular component: extracellular region. The transcript has 11 exons. NCBI's taxonomy places the organism in Eukaryota, Metazoa, Arthropoda, Insecta, Diptera, Culicidae. Gene Ontology annotation, molecular function: chitin binding. Bases 193 to 1812 code for a protein of 539 amino acids.
GAUCACGGAAGGGAGCCGACAAAAGUGAGAGUCUCAUCACCUUCGUGCUGUAGUUUACCGUCAUCUUUUGGGCUGUCUGGGCGUCUAAAAAGUCAGUGCCAACCGAAGGUUCUUAUCAGUAUAGAACGGACCACGGCCUCGUACAGGAGGACCAUAAAUAUUCCGAGUAGUGUAGUGAGUUAUAAGAACAAAAUGCUGAAAUCGAUAGUUCUAAUUGCCGUGUUUGCGGUUGCCGCUACACAUGCACAACAGUUCCAGUGUCCGAAGAGCAGGGGUCAGUUCGAGGAUACGAUUCAGUGCGACAAGUACUACGUGUGUGAUGAAGGGGUAGCAACGGAGAAGUACUGCCCUGAUGGGCUUGUGUUCGACCAAUCUAUCAAACUGGUGAACAAAUGCGACCAGCCCUUCAAUGUUGAUUGCGGCGAUCGGUUGGAAUUGCAGGAACCCCAGGGAACUACCGACUAUUGCCCACGUAAGAAUGGUUUCUUCAGCCAUCCGGAUCCAACCAUCUGCAAUGUAUUCUACAGUUGCAUCAACGGGGAAGAAGUGGAAAUGAAAUGCACAGGAAGCCUUCAUUUCGAUGAAAAGUCCGGAACUUGUGUCUGGCAAGAUGUGGCUGCCCGUACUGGAUGCGCUACCAACAGUUACAAGCAACUUAGUGAUGGCUUCGCGUGCCCCAAGGAGACCCGUUUCGACAAAAAUGGUCUAACCAUCACCCACCCCAACUACCCUCACCCGACGGAUUGCUCUCGUUUCUACUACUGCCUGAAUGGAAACGAGCCACGUCAGGGACAGUGUGAUGCUGGACUUGUCUACAACGAAGACGUUCAGCGUUGUGACUCCCCGGAAAAUGUUCCGGAAUGCAAAGACUGGUAUAAGGAUGAGGAUGAUAAGAAGCUUGUUCUCACUCUUUUCAAUAGAUGCAUUCUUGAUGGUCUUCCAUUGUACUUCUCCGUUCCUACCUUCUGGAACACCCUCUACUCUGGUCUACAAGCGCGAACAACCUUUUCGCUAUUGGAUCUUAUAGUUGUACAUUUGAACAUCAUGCACAAAUCACUUCUCUUGGUAACUCUGCUGGUCUACGGAGUAUAUGCCGCUAACGAUGAUGACUACUUCGACUUCACCUGCCCCAAAGAGAAUGGACAAUACGAGGAUCCGUAUCAAUGUGAUAAAUACUACGAAUGCAACGGAGGACGAGCGAAAGAAAAACUUUGUCCCGAUGGUCUAGUUUUCGACCCUACAAGUAAACUGCCCACAAAGUGCGAUCAACCAUUUAACGUGGAAUGUAACGAGCGUAAAGAGCUGCAGAAAUCGAGACCCAUAGGCGCUUGUCCACGACAAAAUGGGUUCUUUGCUCACCCGGACCCAUCCAUCUGUAACGUAUUCUACAACUGCGUCAGUGGAAGAGAAAUUGUGAUGACAUGCGUUGCUGGACUUCACUUCAACACAAAAACCGGCACCUGCGUUUGGCCGGACAUGGCUAACCGCGUUGGUUGUGGAAGUAAUGCCAACAAAAAGCUAUCGGAUGGCUUCCAGUGCCCAACCGAUUAUCCAAAGGUGGAUAAGAAUGGCCAAAGCAUCACUCAUCCCAACUUCCCUCACCCGGAAGACUGUACCAAAUUUUAUAUCUGCCUGAAUGGUGUUGAACCAAGACACGGCAAUUGUGACGCUGGUCUAGUGUACAACGAGGAUCUUCAGCGUUGCGAUGAUCCCGAAAAUGUUCCCGGAUGCCGCAAACCCGGAGAACUAGACAUGGUUUCUUCAAUUUUACGAAGAUUAGUUUACAUUAGAGAUAACACCGUAGAAUCAUAGGACCAAUCAGUUUAAUGAUUAACAUAAGCUAAACAGUCAUUGUACCUUUUUUAUAUUAUCAGAGAUUUAUCUACUUACAAAUAAACUUUAAGAAUAUUGUUGAAUUU